Molecule: messenger RNA, 1128 nt
Organism: Aspergillus alliaceus
Lineage: Eukaryota; Fungi; Ascomycota; Eurotiomycetes; Eurotiales; Aspergillaceae
Exons: 3
Coding region: 19-786 (255 amino acids)
Biological process (GO): vacuolar proton-transporting V-type ATPase complex assembly
Cellular component (GO): Vma12-Vma22 assembly complex; extrinsic component of endoplasmic reticulum membrane
Source: RefSeq, a predicted model, not a curated record
GAUUGGACCCUCCUCCCAAUGGCGCAAAUCCCCACACCUCCAGCGUCUCCCCAGGGCUCGGAAUCGCCUGAUGUCGAGUCUAAACCGCCCCCGGUAGUUGACUCCUCUGUUGACUUGUUGCAGUCACUGGACACACUUCUGGAACGCUAUCUGCAUCUCUUAGAUCGUCAUCAGGAAUUACAGGCCGAACUGGCUACAGUGCUAUCUUCGGGGUUCCUCUCACUCGCUCAAGCCAAUUAUACCUGCCCGCCUGGCCGAAGAUAUGGGGCGGAUUACUACGAUGAACGCAUGAAAGCAACAAGGAGGGUGGACCUAGAACCCCCAACAUCCUAUUGCCAAAAUGUUGAGGGACCCAGUGUAAAACCGUCUUCCGAAAAGCCUACCGAGCGCGACCAUUCUCGACACAUCUUCACCAUUCAACCAGCUACAAGCGACACUGCAGAGGAACAGCCGGAGCCGAGUGGAAAGGAGAACCAGUCAAAGUCGAGUGACACCUGCACGUCAGAACAUACGAGUUUGGAGAAGAGGGAUCCCACAGCUUCACCGGACAAUUCUGAACCACAACCAUCGGCCGACACAGGACCUAAAUUGACAGAAAAGAAGCCCCGCUCUUCUGACCCUAUCAGAUGGUACGGAAUCUUGGUGUCACCUUUUCUUCGUAGCGCCCAAAAAUCUUUUACGGAGGCUGUAGGGGGUCCAUUGCCUGAGUUGGCAAGUGUGGUGAUCGAGUUGCAGGUUGUGGAAAAGCAAGUGAAACGGAUGCGCGGUGAAAUAGGGAAAUUGUAAUUCUCAAUAUACCUCAUAAUCUAUGUAUCCGUAUAUAUAUAUGGAGCAUUUCCGUUCGAAUAUAAAGUACAGUGCAUAUCAGAUUGGUUUCGUGCGUUUGGUAUCGAGCCAAAUUGAUUCAGAACAUACCACAUAAGUUAAGAUUACAUGGUCAAGUGGGAACUAUCAUCGCUCAUUAUUAUUAGAAUAGAUCUUGGACCAAGCUCCUGGAGGAGGAGGGAGAGAUAAAGAGAAUCGGGAAAACAUAAGAGCAAAAAGAUUCUUCUAGCCCAUUGAUUAUCUCAACCUCGGCAUUUUGUGAUCAUGUCUAAUAGUAUCACCUUCAGAAGCACAGGCCAGAAC